Condylura cristata (star-nosed mole) is the source of this 2364-nucleotide messenger RNA. RefSeq names its product transferrin (gene TF). The record is from RefSeq and is a predicted model, not a curated record. Gene Ontology annotation, biological process: antibacterial humoral response; iron ion transport. The transcript has 17 exons. Gene Ontology annotation, cellular component: extracellular region; plasma membrane; recycling endosome. Lineage: Eukaryota; Metazoa; Chordata; Mammalia; Eulipotyphla; Talpidae. The coding region runs from base 99 to 2210 and encodes 703 amino acids.
GAUUGUGCUGGGUUGGGAUAAAGGGGCGCUGUGCGCAGGAAAGCGGCACAGAAGCUGGUCAGUCAGUGCUCGCGACUGCUCGCAGCAGACCCGGGAGGAUGAGGCUCGCCGUCCGCGCCCUGCUGGCCAGCGCUGUCCUGGGGCUGUGUCUGGCUGUCUCUGAUAAAAAUGUGAGAUGGUGCACCCUCUCAAAUCAUGAGGAAGCAAAGUGCCAGGAUUUCAGAAAAGCCCUUUCUGCAGAUGGUCCGAGUCUCUCCUGUGUGAAGAAAAGCUCUCCUCUUGAGUGCGUCAAGGCCAUCUCGGCAAAUGAUGCAGAUGCGGUGACUUUGGACGCAGGUUUGGUGUUCGAGGCAGGCCUGGCCCCCUACAACCUCAAGCCUGUAGUGGCAGAGUACUAUGGAUCAAAAGACAAUCCUCAAACCCACUAUUAUGCUGUGGCCGUGGUGAAGAAGGGCACCAACUUCAACCUGAAUGAGCUCAAAGGCAAGAAGACCUGCCACACUGGCCUUGGAAGGUCCGCUGGCUGGUACAUUCCCCUGGGCUACCUCUUUUGGCAGUUGCCUCAGCCAUAUGAAUCUCUGCUGAAAGCAGCGGCUAAUUUCUUCGGGGGCAGCUGUGUGCCCUGUGCGGAUAUGAAGCAGUUCCCGCAACUGUGUCAGCUGUGCGCCGGCAGCGGUGCUGACAAGUGUGCCUGCUCCAACCACGAACCAUACUUCGGCUACUCUGGUGCCUUCAAGUGUCUGGUGGAUGGCGCUGGGGAGGUGGCCUUUGUCAAACACACAACGGUACUUGAGAACCUGAAAAACAAGGCCGACAGGGACCAGUAUGAGCUGCUUUGCAGGGACAACACCCGGAAGUCCGUGGAAGACUACAAGGAGUGCUUCCUGGCACAGGUCCCUUCCCAUGCCGUUGUGGCCCGAAGCCUGGGUGGCAAAGAGGACCUGAUUUGGGAGAUUCUCAACUAUGCCCAGGAACAUUUUGGCAGAGAAACAUCUAAAGCAUUCCAGAUCUUUGGCAACAGUCAUGGAAGAGACCUUCUGUUUAAGGACUCUGCUCAGGGGUUUUUGAGGAUUCCCGCUAAGAUGGAUACCUGGAUGUUCCUGGGUUACGAGUAUGUCAGUGCUCUUCGGAACAUCAAGGAAGAGACACGGACUGAGGUCUCAAAGGACGAAUGCAAGAAGGUGAAGUGGUGUGCCAUUGGCCACCACGAGAGGGCUAAGUGUGAUGAAUGGAGUGUCAACAGUGGCGGGAAAAUAGAGUGCGAAUCCGCGGAGUCCACCGAAGACUGCAUUGCCAAGAUCUCGAAAGGAGAAGCUGAUGCCAUGAGCUUGGACGGCGGCUAUAUCUACAUAGCGGGCAUGUGUGGGCUGGUGCCUGUCCUGGCAGAGAACUACAAAACUAAAGGAGCUCAGUGUGUAAACUCACCAGAAAGAGGGUAUCUUGCUGUGGCUGUGGUGAAGGCAUCAGAUCCCAGCAUCACCUGGGACACUCUGCAAGGCAAGAAGUCCUGUCACACAGGUGUAGAUAGAACCGCUGGCUGGAACAUACCCAUGGGUCUUCUCCACAGCAAGAUCAAAAAGUGUGAAUUUGAUGAAUUCUUCAGUCAAGGCUGCGCCCCGGGGUACAGACGCAACUCCAGUCUCUGUGAUCUGUGUAUUGGCUCAGCCUCUGCUCCUGGAAGGGAGUGUCUUCCCAACAGCAACGAGAGAUACUAUGGCUACACUGGGGCCCUCAGGUGUCUGGUUGAGAAAGGAGAUGUGGCCUUUCUGAAAAUAGAUGCUGUCCUGCAGAACAUUGACGGAAAGAACACUGAAGACUGGGCUAAGGGUCUGACACAGGAUAGUUUUCAACUGCUGUGCCCUGAUGGUACCAGGAAACCUUUGAGUGAGGCUGAGAACUGCUUCUUAGCCCGGGGGCCCAACCAUGCUGUGGUGACUCGGAAAGAUAAGGCAGCUUGUGUCCGCCAGACGUUACUCAACCAGCAGGCUGAGUUUGGAAUAGAUGAAUCCGACUGCUCCAACAAGUUUUGCUUGUUCCACUCACAAACGAAGGACCUUCUGUUCAAAGAUGGCACCGUAUGUUUGGCCAAACUUCAGGACACAGCAACAUAUGAAUCAUACUUAGGAGCAGAGUAUGUCACAGCUGUGACAAACCUGAGAAAAUGCUCCACCUCAGGACUCCUGGAAGCCUGCACCUUCCACAGAGGUUAAAAUCCAAGAGUGGGAAGCCAUCACCAGACAGAGAAGGAAGGUCACGUGACCCACACAUUUUCUCUCUGGUUUCACUUGCCUGAAUGGCUUGACUGUCUUCAGUUUGGUGGCGGCACUGUUACAGAACACAAAAUAAAAGUUAAUAUUGAGUUUG